GAAAGCAGUUCGUUAGCCAUGGAGGUUACCCACCAAGAGCUGCAAAACAUUUCACCUUCAAGUUUGCUUGUUGAAUCGUUGAUUGAUUACCUGUGUGUACUGAUUGACCCGAAUAACCAGGAAAAGUUAUACACAAGUAUGUCGCAUUGAUUAGUUGAUGAACAGAAAGAAGCAGUGCUGAAAAAGCACACUCACAAGGAAAUGUGAGAAGGCAACAAACAUCUUCGCUCUCGUUUGCUGCAUUGGAAAUGCGAACAAGUAUUUGCCCCAAACAUCUAUCAGCUAAGAGACUGUACAACUUGAGAUCAAACACUUAGGAAGUUGUUGAAACUAGUGGUUUGGAUUUGUGCUUUUGAGAACUCAAUCAUAACACAGCAUAUAGUUUGACACACCUGUAACACUAGAAACGAUUUUUUCAAUUGGAAAGGGGGGAAGUGUUAGUUGAGCUAACAAUCUUAUCCAUCUUUAUUAGACAUAAGACACAAUUGAACCUAAAUGACACAGUAUUUAGUGUUAGAAGAUAACUGAAACUAGGAUAGGUCUUUUCACUUGUAAAGGGGUUUCUUCAAAAUUGAUUUGAAGAAUCAAUUAUUUUUAAGAAGAAGGUGAAGGUUCUGAAGUUUGGUACAGUUUGACAUAACUAAAUCUAGAAACGUUUUUUUUAUAAUAAUUCGAUUGAAUGAGAGACUGUUGACAAGUGAGACCUGAGUUGGCAAUCAGUUACUAAACAGUUGAGGUUUAAGAUAAAGAAUACUUUGUUAUUUGUUAGGUUUUUGAAAUAAUGUAAAAGUGUUGGUGGUGAGAGCAGUUUGUGAGAGCAUCAGUUUGUCAUGAGCUGUAACAGUAGAACCGUUGUUCAGUCGAUUGUUGUACUAUGUGUGGUGGUGGUGGGGGUGGAGUGCGGGGGAGUGGUGGGGGGUGGUGCCCCGGGGCCCAACUGGAUGUACCUGGGGGUGACGGGGGUUGGUCCGCCCAUGCAACGCAACCCAGCUGCCGGAGGACCCGAGACAGACGACGCCGAGACGGCCGAAGCCAAAGCGGUCUGCAGCGCCAUCCCGGGACUAGUCGCGCAACAAGUUGAUGUGUGUUUAGACCACCCUGACACUAUAAGGUCGGUAGCAGACGGGGCUCGGCGAGCGAUAGACGAGUGUCAGCACCAGUUUCGGAACGAAAGGUGGAACUGUUCGACGGGAGGAACGGAGGACCAGAGUGUGUUCGGGUAUGUGUUGGAGCGUGGCAGUAAGGAGACGGCGUUCGUGUACGCGGUGACUAGUGCGGGCGUCGUGUACGCGGUGACGCACGCGUGCAGCUCGGGGAACCUCACGGAGUGUAAUUGUGACGUGGGGAAACAGGGACAGACCACGCCUGAAGGGUGGAAGUGGGGCGGAUGUAGUGACAACCUCCAGUACGGCAUCCAGUUCGCGCGCCGGUUCGUCGACGCCCCCGAACGCAUCAAACCCUCCACCGCCGUCACCGCCAAGGCGAAGCGCGCCUGGAGUGUGCGCACACGCAUGAACAUACACAACAACGAGGUGGGCCGACAAACGGUGGCCACGCUCAUGCGAGUCCAGUGUCGGUGUCACGGUGUGUCAGGAUCCUGCGAGCUGAAAACCUGUUGGAAAACUAUGCCGUCUUUCGACGAGGUGGGCGAUCUCCUCAAACGCAAGUACCGCACAGCCGUACAAGUCAACCGAGGAUCCAUUCUAGGCGUUAGUCACAACAAACGCGGCCGUCCCCGUCGCAAGCGGAAGGCCAAACGCCGUAUCCCACUCGCCAAAGCGGACCUGGUGCACAUCCACAAGUCCCCCGACUACUGUGUGCAUGACCCCAACCGAGGCAUCCUCGGCACGCAGGGUCGGGUCUGCAACAAGACGUCCAACGGACCCGAUUCGUGCGACCUGCUCUGCUGUGGGCGUGGCUACAACACUCAGGUCAUUAAGCGCGUCGAGCGGUGUCACUGCAAGUUCGUCUGGUGCUGCUACGUCAAGUGCAAGACCUGCGAAACGCUUAUCGAUCAGCACACCUGCAAGUAGAUCAAUGCCAAAAUUAUCAAUUACUAUGAGAGUAUCAGUACAAAGAUUUGAGUGAGAAUACUCAUCCGGAAUUGAAAGCUUGUAGAUAAAGUAGCAUUGAUGAAAAUUUGAUUGUAUCAGUACAAAAGUAAGUGGCUAUACUCAUCCGAAAUUGAAAGUUUGGAGAUCAAGUAGCAAUGAAGGAAAAUUGUUCUAAAAAUUUGAUUUCUUUCAAUUAAUUUUUUUGAGUAGAAGAAUAUAUCAAAAACUAAACUAAGAAUAUCGAUUUUAAAAAUUAUUAGUCAAGGGUAGAUGUGAACCCUUACAAAUUUCUUUGAUAUUUAAAAAUAUUGUAUCAAGAACUAAUUAAUAAUAUCGAUUCUAAAAAUUAUUGGCCAAGUAUUGAUGCAUGAUGAAUGACAGUGUUUUCUAAACAUAUAGAUUCUCAUUAAAAUUUGAGUAUCGUUGAAAAGGGUAGUUGUGAACCCUCACACACUGAGAGCCCAGCCACACAGAGAGCGAUUUGCGAUCCUUACGGGGAUAUAGAUGAACAUAUCUAAGAUAUAGAUUCCUUCAGGAUUACAGACUCGGUCUCUGUGUAACCGGGCCCUUACUUUCUACCAUGUUUUACAAUAUCGUAUCUUGAAUGUGUAUUUAUCCAAUUAUUCUUUUUAAUACAUACAAAUGUAUCUCAAUUUAAUUAAAAAUUAAAACUAUUGUGCGACGGUAGAACCGACCCCAUUUUAAAAUAUUUUAUACGAGAAGAUGUGCACAUCUAGAUUUGAAAGAAAAUUAGGGUGAAACCUUGAACCUUGCUUUAGUAUGAGAAUAUAUUCUCAUUCAAAACUACAACAUUGGUGGUUAAAAUUUUACAAACUUUGUAAAUAUCUUGCCAAUUGAUUAUUUCCAUUUUGAUUGUUAAUCUAAGGCUAUACGCUCUCAUCCAAAACAUUGCUUAAGGUCAGUUGAACUUUUAAUAAUGUUGUUAUUAUUAUUCAAUAGAUAUAGAAGUUCACGUCUAAAACAGAAAAUUCAGAUUUAGUUGAACAUUAUAUCCUGUAAAGUUAUAGAUUCAAAGAUGUGGAAUUUAUAGACUAUUUUUAGAGCCACCAAUGCUGAACAAUUAUCUUUAUUUUCAAGGAUAGUUCACUCUUCCUAUUUUUCUUGAAUUCCAUUUUUAUGUUAGAAAAAAAUGUAUUGUCCUAGUAUGAGCCUCGGCAACUACCUCUAGAUUGAGUAAAAUACUUCAUUUUUUAAAUCUAUUGAUUUCAUAAAUAGUUUUGUAUCAAAACGAAAAAUAACCUACAUAUUAUUUUAUGUAUUUUUUAGAUCAUCUCACAGAUGUAGAAUCUGGUAAAAUAAUUUAUUUCCUAUGAAUUUACUGAAGAAGUAUUAUUAUUUCAUGACAACAUGAACACUCAUUACUGGUUGUAUCAUAUUGAAUUUUCUCAAUAUUGAGUAUGAAUGUGUUGUAUGGUGGGUAUUUUCUCCAUUUUAUUCGUAUUUUAAUUGCGGUGCGAAGACGAAGAGUAUUCUUUAUCAUUCCCAAUAAUAUGAGUAUUAUUAUUAUUAUCAUCCUCGUAUGCAGUAUUAUUGUCUUGAGGGAAGCAAAAACUUAUUUAGUUCUCCCUACUUCAUUUUUAGGUUUCCGUGAUUCUAUUUAACCCGAUAAAUGUAUUCCUGAUUCUAUUAAGAGCUUUUGUGCAAGUAUUGAGUGAGAUGGUUAAUAAAUUCUAUAUUUACAAGCAAAAACAUCCUUCUACUACAGUUUUUAAUGUUGACUAAGGAAUAGUGGUCCUAUAUCAACGCUAACAUUAUAUCUAGAUAUCAGAAUAUUAUUAAAAUUAUAUUCGGAUGAAGAGUUUAUUUAUUUUACCUUUUUGUAGUUUAGAGUAGAUUGUUUUGAAUUAUAAAUAUUCUAUUCUUCAAUAAUGAUGUAUUAUUAGAUCCCCUUAUUUGAUAAAUUUCCAUAUAGUUGUCAUAGAUAUUUUCACAAUGUUUUGUUUUCAACAAGACCAAUUUACAAUAACGUUAUUAAUAUUGGUUCCUUUAAAUGUUGAAUACAAUGUACAACACUUGGCCUUCAUACCUGCAUGUACACAAGUCUCACUAGAUGUCAAACACCAUUUAUUCUCAAUUAACUUCAUCAGUUAUCAUAGUUGUAUAUAAUGCCAUAUUUUUGUAGACUGUUAUUGUAGUUUUAAAGCAGAUUCUGUUCUCAAUAAGUUAUGUCAAAUGUUGAUAUUGUAAAUGUUUCAAUAUAUUAUUUUUGUACAUAAGAAAAAAUGAUAAUGCACUAACAAUAUGCCUCUUCCAUUAAGCUAUCUAAUCAUUGCAGUAACUCAUUUCUUUUUAAAAUAAGUGGUGAUUUGUAUUAAAUGUUUUCAUGUUUCCGUCAAGUCGAUAUCAGAAAUAGAAAUGAUCAAAAAUCGUUCUCACAAUUCAAUAGGAAUAAGUUAAAGUAAUAUAAAUUGAUAGUUCAACGUAUCUAAACAUCACAUUUUAAGAAUGAAUGCAUUUUAGCUAGAGAUUUGACUUGAAAUACUUUUUUGAAAGCAUUUUUAUGUGAGAAUAUAGGCUACUCCUUUUAUUAUACUCUUCUGAUCAACAACUAUAAUGCUAAAGCAGCAACAACAGAUCAACUUUGUAAACUGUUGAAAAUUUCUAUGCUUAAACAAGUAAACUACCUCUUGAUUAGAUAGUAAUUUCACGAUUCAAGUUUUUCUCCAGUUGUAAAAUCCCAUUAAAAACUCAUUUUGUGCAAUAAGCAAUUUUUUUAAAGUGGUGAAAGUGUGAGUGUUAAAAAUAGAUGUUAUGAAGAAAAUGCCUCCAUUAAUAAACUAGCCAGCAAUAUUUCAAAGUACAUCUACAGAUUUUAAAUGACAUUUGUUGAUAUAAGCCUCUAUCUUGAUUGUCUAUCAAAGUGACAUUUAACCCAGCUACAUUUGGACUGUUGUAUAGAUUAGAAUUGGAACCGUUUUGGGUUUUAGCCUGUGGUACUUUUCUAGAAGUUGUAUAAUUCUGAAUGAUUGAAUAAAUAAAGCUAUGAUGUAUUUGUAAUAAUGUUCACAUUUUAUGCGCAUAUGAACUAAUUACGCUUUUAGUGUAAGAGGGAAAAUUAUCAUCACAUGAAAUACCAUUUUUCAAAUAAGUAAGAUAUUCUAUGUUAAUCUGUAUCAGAAUAAUAUACAGAAAAGUACUCUAUUAUUAAGUAUGAAAUUAGUAUUAUUAUGAGAUUCCUAGAGAAGCCACUAUUAUUGACAAAAUUAUGAAAUCAUUUCUAUUCACAAGUUCUGUAAAUGAUUACCUGUUUUAGUUCGUUGAAUUGCAAUAUGGUAUUUUUUGUACCACUACUUUUGAACAUGCGGUUAAAUAUUUUGGAUAACACGUUUUUAACUCUCUAAUCAAUGAAUAUGACUCUUUUCACAAUAUCUUCUUUUUUGUUAAAAAUAGCUAGUGCCUUCCGUGAUUUUGUAUUACUGUCAACUAUUUUUUUUUUGUUCUCUAUAUAAUAUUUGUGUUAUUUUCAUAUUAUUUGUUCAUACUAUUUUCAAAAGCUGUACUACUAUAGUGAGGUCCACGUUACAAUGGCAGUGUGUGAUUUGCAAUGGUGUUGCUAUCCUUGUCUACCAUUCAACAAAGCAGAUGGCGCUAUCUCUUUUACGCUUUGCGAUGUUGCCACAUCGUUUAUCAACAAUGUAGAAAUUCAACUAAUUGACAAAAUAUUUAAUCUCAAUCAUGACAAUUUAUUAUUACAUCUUUAAAAAAUAUAUUUUCUUGACAAAUAAAAUAUGAUUAACUUUUUCAACAAUAAUGAACAGUUGAAUUCAUCAGAUGUACCAGUAUCAGCUGUUUGGGUGGCAAGGCUGAGAUCUAGCAACGCUUUUCUCCUAUCUUCCUACACUGCCAUUAUAACGUGGACCUCACUAUAGUAAUCAAUCCUUGACUGGGUUAAUUUCAACUAAUUAUUUAGAAAUGCAUCGCAUCGUUGUUUUUUAGAUUGAAAUGUUCUAAUAAGCUAUACUGUAAAAGUGUUCAAUAUUUGCGUAAUGAGCACAAACACUAAUGUCCACUAUUAAUAUGGUUGUAUUUCCCAAUUUGUAAUCAGUAUUUAUUAUUGGUCUGCAAUUGUAUCGUUCCUAGAUUCAUUCUAUUUAGUUUAGACUUACAUAUAUUUUGUACAAAUUAAAAUAAUUGAUCAUAUUUUGCAUUUAUUUGGUAAAAUUAUUUGCAGCUCAAUUUACAAGCUGUUGUUCUAAUACCUUGCCUUUUUAUUUUACAUUUUUCACCUUCUUGCCAGACUUUUGCAAUUUAUUAUCCUACUUUUUUUAGUUUAGUUUAAAAUAUUUUAAGAGUUGAAACUCCAUGUAGCAAUUUUUAUAUUUAGUUUUCAUCCAGGAGUUUACACAAUAUUCAUAUACAAAUAUUUCAAUAACUAUAACAUUAAUCUAGAAUAGUUUACUCUAUUUAGAUGGGCCUUUUGCCUGAGCCAUUUUAUGAGCUUUAAAUAUUGACAAUCCCUCAACCUUGUUCCUAAACAAUACCUUGCGCAAUAUAUUAUAUAUUCGAAUAUUGUAGAUAAUUAUCAACAUUUUGGUUGUGAACUUUUAUUUUAGUCUGCUUCAUUGCAAUUAUUGUGUCAUCGAUUGAAAUUUCACUAGAAGUCUAGUACUGAUUGUGAGACUAAUGUAGGCUCUCACUGUAAUGCUAUCAUCUUGUAAUUUGUAUAUUAUUCAGGAGUUUGUACGCUGUAACUGAGUAAAUUUUGAUAUUGUAUAGAAUUUGCAAUUUGGUACGUAUAGAUAGUUUGAAAAAACAUGUUAGAAGUUUUGAUGGUGAGUGUUUGAUUUUACAAGUUUGUUUGAAAUUUAUAUUAAAUAUGAUUUGCUAUUGUGAAAAUUUCAAUACACUAUAAGUAUUGGAUUAGAAGUGUUUCUGAUAUUAUUUUUCAAUUUUCAUUUUUAAAUAACUUUUUGUUUAAUAGUAAUAAGCUUAUCUAAAAAAUUAAAGAAUCAGUUUCAGUUUUUAUUCUAAAUUUCUCUUGAUAAACUUUACCUUUCUGUAGUUAGGUACAUAUUUUUAGUUUUUAUUAUUGUGGAAAUCGUCCUGUAAUGUCUGCAAGAAUGGAGGUUGAUACAUCAAUUAUUAUAAAUUAGUGUUAAUUUGGAACAAACUCGAGCAAAAUCUCUCUAUCUUAUUUAGAUAACAAACUUUAAAUUCUGUCAUAUCACCAAUAUUAUGUGCAUUUAUACAUGAUUUUGUGUAAAUGAUUUACACUUUUCAACAAUAGAUUUAAUUUGAAUCUUUAUGAGAACAUUUUUUUCACGAUAGUUUUAGGCUUCUUUCUAUGUCAUUAGAAAAUUUCGAUAAUUUAUUAUUAAUUGUCUAGCAUUGAGAGAAAGUUUCUGUUAGAAAUGAUGUGCUAGUACUCGCAUUAACUUUUAUCAUUUUUUCAAUACAAAUCACAUAUGAAUAUAUAAAUUCAUACAAUGUAUAGACAUACAUAAUAUUUUAAAGAAACACACAGGACACACUAAAUACUUUUGAACGUCCAUUUUGUCCAAAUAUUUCCAAUUCUGGAAAUAAGAUGAAUAAAAUUAUCUAGAGUAGAAUCAAUGAUACUCCAUGUUAUUACUUGAAAUAUUUUAUAAAGCUAUUCUAUAGUCUGAUGUAUUAUAGUGGAUAAGACAUUCUAUACUAGAAAUGCAAUCAAUGCAUGUAGAAUAAGUUUAUCUUUUUUCACAUACUUUAUUCCACAGGCGAGUCUUUUUAUUGCACAUUCUAAUGCUACACUAUUUAUCCAAAAAAUACAACAAUAAUACAGAUUGUUUCAUGUAUCUCUUGUAUCAUCUACUAUCAUAAAAAUACAAGAAAAUUCAACACAAUAUCAAUAAAAUGACUGUUUUGAAAUUAAUGAAAUCGGUUCACAGGACUUUUUUCAUUAAAUGAUAUUAACUUACAUUAUUAUAAUGAUUGAUGACAACUGGUUUGUACAGGAUUAUACUUUGAACAAUUCAAAUUCUGCAACUGAUUCACUGCCUUCCGAGAUUAUAGGUAGAAUUCAAAUUGCAUUUGAAAACAUCAAACUGCCAUAAAAUCUCAAUUCUAUUGUUUUAUCAUUGUCUUGAAUGUAAAAUAAUGUUGAAAAAGUCAGUAUUAAAUCUCAUUUGAAAACUAUUCCAAUUUAUAGGCGCAUUGGCAGCAACUUUGAAUAUUUCAAAUAGGAAUAAUGUUUAAAAUCUGAACCAUAAAAUUAUCAGACUUAUCAACUUAUCUGAGCAAUUAGUUUAUUGGUUUCAGUUGAUGAGUAAUAAAUAGAUAUAAAAUACAAAACGUAUUUGAUUCUGGUUUUUUCAAUAUUUGUGUUGAAUUAUAUUUAUAAUUAGAGUGUGAAUUUAAGUAUGGAUUAAUUGAAAUAUAUUUUGAUGCGAGCUUCCAUGAGGUUUUGUAAAAUAAUACUAAAAGGUAUUAUUUUUUGUGUAUAAUCAUACAUAAUUUACUGUGAAAAAUAUUUGAAAAAUGUAAAUUUAUUCCAAGUUCAAUAUUUAAAAAAGUAUUUUUAACAUUUCCGUAAUCAAUUUCAGCUAUACUUUCAUCCAUUCACUCGUCUCUCGUUAUAUCUGACGACAUGCAAUUUCCAAAUAAAUAUAAAUUCUAGAAACUCUCUUAUUGAUAAGCAUAAUUAAGAAGAGAAGUAUAAUCAAAUAAUCAUUGAUAAAUAUACGAUCUUGAAUGAAUAUUCUGUUUACAACAAUGCACAAUUUGAUAUUAAAUCCAUCCACAUACUCAAUUUUCACUGGUGUUGCAUAAAAUCGUCCAUCUGAUGUGAAUCAUCACUGUAUGUACAAACUUAAUCAGAACAAAUUCCAGUACUAAAAUAUUAUUUUAUUAGAAGACUGUAUUUUGUUGAUUAGUGUUCGACGAAAUAUAUUUAUUUUUACUAUUAGAAGAAUUGUUUAAUGUAUUUGUAGAAUGAUUGAGAAUAUAGCAAGGUUCUCUGAAAGCAGUAGCAUUUAUUGUUUCGGACUCACACAAGAUGCAUUUUAUAAGCUUUACUAACUGAUCACAAAAUACCUCGUUCAAAUAAUCAUAGAUUUCUGUAAGUUACAUAAGCAUGUGUAAUCACAUUCCUCAACACAGAAAAUUAUUAUUGUAAAAUAUAUUAUUAUAUUAAAUAUUAUACACACUAUUACGCUAUAAUAAACAAUAUAAUGUACCUCCUACUUAUAGUGUUAUACUUUGAAUAUUAUUAAUCAUUAAUUAUGUAAUAAUAAUGGUAACUUAUAAGUAUGUGAUCAAAACAGGGUUAUGUGUGGUCAAAUUCUGAAUGUUUUUAAUAUUUAUAUUUGUAAGUAGAUGAUACUUUCACUUAUUAGUGAAGUUUAUGAGUUGAAAAUAAAGUAUAUCAAACUCAA
This is a messenger RNA of Nilaparvata lugens (brown planthopper), 9427 nucleotides long. Its product is annotated as protein Wnt-16. The transcript is spliced from 2 exons. Gene Ontology annotation, molecular function: frizzled binding; cytokine activity; ATP binding. Gene Ontology annotation, cellular component: extracellular region. Gene Ontology annotation, biological process: protein phosphorylation; multicellular organism development; canonical Wnt signaling pathway. NCBI's taxonomy places the organism in Eukaryota, Metazoa, Arthropoda, Insecta, Hemiptera, Delphacidae. The record is from RefSeq and is a predicted model, not a curated record. Bases 831 to 2033 code for a protein of 400 amino acids.